This is a messenger RNA of Closterium sp. NIES-67, 1266 nucleotides long. The record is from the annotation of a GenBank genome assembly. Lineage: Eukaryota; Viridiplantae; Streptophyta; Zygnematophyceae; Desmidiales; Closteriaceae.
UGAAAUUUGGAUUAAACCUUCUUAGAUAUAUUUGUAGUUUUGAACUUUUCUGUGUCGCGCUCCACCCGCAUGGGACCGUAUAUCGUUCACCAGCCUUGUCUUCUCAGCGCACCAGCUCUCAUUUCACCCCGUUUUCAUCCCGGCCUCUAUUCGUCUCGCGCCCUCGUCAAUCACCGCAUCACCCACCGCCAUCCAAUCGCUCGUCGCCAUGUCGGCCGCACGACAGCGACUGUCCGCCGCGAUCCGAUCGAAUGGCCGCGUCAUGCACUUUCUUGCUCACCGUGCCGAUCAGGUCUCCAGGUCUCCUUCCACUCUGCCCUCUGCCACCACCACCACUCUCCCCGCGCCCCCGCACCUCCCCCACCCGUCGCACUCCUCACAUGCGUGCAGCAGUGGCGGUGCAGCAGGGAAGGGCGCCGCCACCCCCGCAAACGCACACGCACACGCACGCGCACGCGCACGUGGCAAGGCGGCAGCAGCAGCCACGACGGGUGAUGGCAGUCGGAUGAUGCGAGAGAUGCGGCAGAGAGUGUGCGAGUCUGAGGCGCGUCAACUGAGAGGCGCCAGCCACAGCCUCGACCAGCUCAGAUGCUUCACCACUGCUCCAGUGCUGGCGUCAGCAUGGGGUUCGCCAUCAUCAACCGCAGCCGCGGCAGCUGAAGCGCCCUCUGCCCCUGCCAAGGACGGAAAGGCGGAUGAAGGAGAAGAGAGCAUCACAGUGACGUUCAUUCAGAGGGACGGCACGGAGGCCACGGUGCAGGUGCCUGUGGGCACCAACAUGCUGCAGGCCGCCCAUGACAACGACAUCGACCUCGAAGGUGCAUGCGAAGGGUCACUGGCCUGCUCCACCUGCCACGUCAUAGUCAUGGACGAGGACCAAUACAGCAAGAUGCCCGAGCCAACGGACGAGGAGAACGACAUGCUGGACCUCGCCUUUGGCCUCACAGAAACGUCUCGCCUCGGCUGCCAAGUGAUUGCCACCAGGGACCUUGACGGUGUGCGCCUCAAGCUGCCCUCCGCCACUCGCAACUUUGCAGUGGAUGGCUUUGUGCCCAAGCCCCAUUGACCACUCGUGCCACUUUGUGCCCUAGCCCCGCUGACAACUCAUGCUGCAAUCAUGUCGUUGUUCUCAGAGUAGCACAAGUAACUACCAACAAGGGAGUACAGGAGAGAUCUAGGGUUGGUGUCGUACCCUCUAAGAACCAAACCCUAUCUAGCCUGAAACUUCUACAUACGGUAUAAUGCAUAUGUACAAGUUGACACACU